GUAGAUCUCGGCAGACUGGAAACUUUAAAAGUAGCUCUCGGUUCAAAAAAGGUUGGGCACCCCUGCCUUAGAGGACGAGAAGCAGGCCAAGCAGGACGAGGAGGCCAUGCACAAGCUGCAGGCCAGUCUGCUGGAGGAGGAGGCAGCGAAGCGGGCCGAGCUGGAGCGUUUCCACCGGCAGCAGCAGAGGGCGCUGUCGCAGACGGAGGCGGAGAAGCAGGAGCUGGUGGCCGAGCAGCGGCUCAAAGAGAGAGAGCUGCAGGCGGCCAUGCUGCAGCUGGAGAAGCUGGAGAGGGAGCGGCUCGGGGCGCUGGAGCAGUACCAGGAGGUGUCGAUGAAGCUUGAACGAGCAACUAACAAGACAAAGACUUGGAAGGACAAGGUGGCCAAACAUGAGGGUCUGGUGCGUCUCAUCCAGCCAGGUCAUAAAGGUCCUCAGAGGAUCACUAACUGGGGUCCGGCUUCAUUCACUGACGUUGAGCUGGAGCUGAGGAAGAAGUCGUGGCAGGAGAGGAAGAACCAGGGCGCUCCGGCUCAGUGAACACACCUCACUGAGGAGGACAGUCUAGGUCUGAUAAUGUUUAAUAACAUACACUUACUGAGCCAUCUGCAGCGUUAAACGUUUUACUGAUAUGAUUUGGCCUACUUUCUUCUGUAACAAAAAAUCUCAUCAAGCAAUUGUAGGAAGCAGUUCUCUAAAAUAAUCUGAUCAUGAGAUGCAAUUGAAAUAGCAGAAAAAUACAACUAAUAAGUGAAUAUUUAGUUAUUAUUUUAUGAAGAAAUACAUCCAGUUUCUUAGUUUGUGCUUUCUGACUUCCUGUGUUUUAAUUCAUUUUACUGACAUGUAAUAGAGUACAGCAGUAGAUUAAUAUGUGUAUUGCUUUGUCACAUUUAAACUUGUAUGAAAAACAUAUAAUAAAACACCACUUUUUUUUUCAAAA
Molecule: messenger RNA, 941 nt
Organism: Gymnodraco acuticeps
Lineage: Eukaryota; Metazoa; Chordata; Actinopteri; Perciformes; Bathydraconidae
Product: switch-associated protein 70-like
Exons: 4
Coding region: 107-541 (144 amino acids)
Cellular component (GO): nucleus; cytoplasm
Source: RefSeq, a predicted model, not a curated record